UGAGCGUUAGGCAGUACGGCACGGGCAGCUGCUUCCUCUUCCGCUUGUGUAGCAUGACUGGUCACGAGCCACCCUCCUCUUCCUCCUCCUCCGGGCUCCGGUAACGGCUUCGGGGGCCGGCGACAGGCGCGGGGAGGAAGGCCGUGACGCGACGUCGAGCGCCGCACUGGAACGUGGCAGCCCCAGACAACUGCUUGUAGAAUGUUCCUGGCUCACUCUUGCUUCCAUGCUGUGCUGCUAGCCCUCAUAACCUCGGUGAUGGCAAAGGACAAUGAAUGUGAUCUACUUGGGGAAGAAGGCAGUGAAUCCACAAAAGAAAAGAAGCUGCUGGAGAGGUUGAAGCCAAUUUUCGGCAAAAGUUUUGAAAUCGAAGGUGAGAGUGAAGGUGAGAAAUACACCUACAAGUUCCGGGUGUGUCAAAAUGCUACCAAUAAGAACAAUUCUGGCCUGGUGCAGAUCAACAAUAAGCAACAGAUAACGGUGUUGGGACGAAUCAACGAGACUCAUAUUGCCAGUGGAAGUUCAUGGAUUUUACUGACCUAUAAGGGGGGAGACCCCUAUAGUACCCACUGUGGGAAGGAGCAGAGAAAAGCCAUAGUAAUGAUCACCUGCAACAAGAAGACACUAGCAAGUGGUUUCACCAUGGUGUCAGAAGAGCGAGAAAAGAUUGAGGAAUGCUUCUACCUCUUUGAGUUAGAGAGCAGCUUGGCCUGCCCUCCAGAAGACUCUCACUUAAGUAUUGGCUCUAUAUUGCUCAUUACGCUUGCUCCAUUGGUUACAGUGUACCUCAUUGGGGGAUUUCUUUACCAGCGUCUGCUGGUGGGAGCAAAAGGCAUGGAGCAGUUCCCCCACUUGGCCUUCUGGCAAGAUCUGGGCAACCUAGUGGCAGAUGGCUGUGAUUUUGUGUGCCGGUCGAAACCAAGGAAUGUACCAGCUGCGUAUCGUGGUGUUGGUGAUGACCAACUAGGAGAAGAGUCUGAAGAGCGAGAUGACCAUUUGCUACCAAUGUGAUCUUUUCUUUUCCUUCCCUGUUUGUUCACAUAAGCGGGUCUCACCUGGUCACUUCCCCUUCAUCUUUCUUGUGAUCACCCCUUAAGCGGCUUGCUUUUUACCAUGGCUGCCCCGUUUUUCCUCUCCUGCUAUGAAUGAGUACUGGGACUGGGGCUUGGGGCUUUUAUGAAUGUAAAUCUGUGGUAACAAACUUUGAAAUGGGGGGACUGGACAGAGCCCUGAAGGGCAAAUGCUUCUCUAGAUUGCCUGCUGAGGCUGAUUUUCCUCAACUUAUGAAGAAUUGCUUGUAGGUUUGGAAUGGAGCAGCAAGGGGGGACUUCAGUAUGUGAUGUUAAAGGGAAGAACCUGAAGGUGCAGGGAAAUACUAGUAGCCUUGGGUAUGGGGGGU
Messenger RNA from Lacerta agilis (Sand lizard), 1399 nucleotides. It is a transcript of the gene M6PR, whose product is annotated as mannose-6-phosphate receptor, cation dependent. Gene Ontology annotation, molecular function: protein domain specific binding. Gene Ontology annotation, biological process: protein targeting to lysosome. NCBI's taxonomy places the organism in Eukaryota, Metazoa, Chordata, Lepidosauria, Squamata, Lacertidae. The record is from RefSeq and is a predicted model, not a curated record. The transcript is spliced from 7 exons. The coding region runs from base 202 to 1011 and encodes 269 amino acids. Gene Ontology annotation, cellular component: endosome; Golgi apparatus; trans-Golgi network.